Messenger RNA from Necator americanus (New World hookworm), 1248 nucleotides. RefSeq lists its product as uncharacterized. The record is from RefSeq and is a predicted model, not a curated record. The transcript is spliced from 13 exons. The coding region runs from base 1 to 1248 and encodes 415 amino acids. Lineage: Eukaryota; Metazoa; Nematoda; Chromadorea; Rhabditida; Ancylostomatidae. Gene Ontology annotation, molecular function: beta-ureidopropionase activity.
AUGGCAGCACAAUCUGAGUUUGAAAGUGUGGAAAACUCUUUGAAGGCUCAUCUCCCCGGAAGGGAAUACGACGAAGUUCGUCGAAUUCUUUAUGGGAGGGCUUAUCCGGAGCUGCCGAUUCCACCAGAAGCGAAGGAGACGGCUGCUAGACAUAAUUUCGAAAUUCAAGCCUAUGAAAUUUCGGCGCAAGAAGAACAGCUGAGAGCCCCGAGAAAGGUUCGCGUCGCCUGCGUUCAGAACUCCAUCGCGCUGCCCACAAACGCACCAAUCGAGGAGCAAAGAAAAGCGAUUCAUGCAAAAGUUGGAGGAAUGAUCGAAACGGCAGCCGUGGCCGGUGCGAACAUAGUGUGCUUGCAAGAGACAUUUAUGAUGCCAUUUGCGUUCUGCACCCGCGAAAGGCUUCCGUGGACCGAGUUCGCAGAAUCUGCGGAACAUGGUCCCUCGACAAAGUUUAUGUGUGAGCUGGCAGCUAGACAUGGCAUUGUCAUUAUCUCACCAAUUCUUGAAAGGGACGAGUCAAAAGAUGAUGUGAUUUGGAACGCCGCAGUCGUAAUCUCUCACACUGGUAAAGUUAUCGGAAAGAGCAGGAAGAAUCAUAUCCCGAGAGUGGGAGACUUCAAUGAGGCGAACUACUACAUGGAAUCAACACUUGGUCAUCCAGUCUUUCAAACAGCUUUCGGUAAGAUUGCCAUCAACAUUUGCUAUGGACGUCAUCAUCCGCAGAAUUGGAUGAUGUACGCCUUGAAUGGAGCGGAGAUUAUUUUCAAUCCUUCUGCCACUACAGGAGAUUUAAGUGAACCUUUGUGGGGCAUCGAAGCUCGUAACGCAGCUAUCGCCAACCACUGCUAUACAGUUGCCAUAAAUCGGGUGGGAACGGAAGAAUUUCCACACGAAUUCACUUCUGGAAAUGCACUCCCGGCUCAUCGCGACUUUGGUCAUUUCUACGGCAGCAGUUAUAUUGCAGCUCCUGACGGCAGUCGAACACCGUCUCUUUCGAGAACGAAAGACGGAGUGUUGCUAGCGGAGAUAGAUCUUAACCUUUGCCGACAGACCAAGGAUAGUUGGUGCUUCAGGAUGACGCAAAGGCUGGACAUGUAUGCGAAACUAUUCGAGAAAGCCGCUCGUUCCGAUUAUAAGCCAAAUGUCAUAAGAGAGAUUAAUGUGUACACGGACGUGUUGAAAUCUUCACUCCUGCUGGUGUUUCUGCAAGCUUCGCAAUUAGGACUGGAAACGAGAACCGUAGCCUAG